UACGAGAGCACGGGGCCGGCGCUGUGCACCGUGGUCUUCCUGCUCGUCUACUUCUUCGGCAUGGCCAGCUCCAUCUGGUGGGUCAUUCUCUCCCUCACCUGGUUCCUGGCCGCCGGCAUGAAGUGGGGUAACGAGGCCAUCGCCGGCUACGCGCAGUACUUCCACCUGGCCGCCUGGCUGCUCCCCAGCGUCAAGUCCAUCGCCGUGCUGGCGCUCAGCUCUGUGGACGGCGACCCGGUGGCCGGCAUCUGCUACGUGGGCAACCAGAGCCUUGAGAACCUGCGGGGCUUCGUGCUGGCGCCGCUGCUCAUCUACCUGGCCAUCGGCUCCAUGUUUCUGCUCGCCGGCUUCGUCUCGCUCUUCCGCAUCCGCAGCGUCAUCAAGCAGCAGGGCGGCCCCACCAAGACCCACAAGCUGGAGAAGCUGAUGAUACGCCUGGGCCUCUUCACCGUGCUUUACACCGUGCCGGCCGCCAGCGUGGUCGCCUGCCUCUUUUACGAGCAGCACAACCGACCCCGCUGGGAGGCCACGCACAACUGCCCCUGUCUGCGCGACCAGCAGCCCGACCAGGCCCGCCGACCUGACUACGCCGUCUUCAUGCUCAAGUACUUCAUGUGCCUGGUGGUGGGCAUCACCUCCGGCGUCUGGGUCUGGUCCGGCAAGACCCUCGAGUCCUGGAGGGCCCUGUGCACCCGCUGCUGCUGGGCCAGCAAAGGUGCUGCCGUGGCCGGGGUUGCCGGAGCUGGAGCGGGCGGGCAGGCUGCCAUCGCUGCUGCUGGAGGACUUGGGGCCGGUGGAGGCGGCUCCCUGUACAGCGAUGUCAGCACCGGCCUGACGUGGAGGUCUGGCACUGCCAGCUCUGUCUCCUACCCCAAGCAGAUGCCUCUGUCUCAAGUGUGAGGAGCGGGAAAAGAGGCCAUAGGUUAGAGAAUGAGGGACACUGGCCUGCCUGAAAUGCCCCCUCGCUGUUUGGUGCCAUUAAUGAACCACUAAUGGUCCUUAUUAGCCACAGCUUGUAUAGAACAAUGCAGCUGGCAGAGGCCCCAGGCUCCAGCCCCCUCCUCCUUCCCCUCCAUUCAUAUGCAGGGAGCAUGUACUUCAAGGAGGCAGCAUAUUAUUUUGCUGGCAGAGGAGGGCAGGGGCUCACCCGUGUCUUGCAGAGGGCAAGGCAGAGCGGCUCCUGAUUUACUCUGGACUUAUCAGCAGCUCGUGGGAGGGAGAAGAUUCCUCCCCCAUCCCAAAGCGGGAGUCUGCUGGAACUACAGGUUUUUGGGAUAUCAAUGACCAGGCAAAUGCCUUAUAACACAGACUGAAUCAAAACAUGUCUUAAUUAUACACCCCAGCUAAAUACGGGUUUCCUACAUUAAAGGAUGUAUUUAUAUAAUUAUUUGUUACCUUGUACAGAUGUGUAAAAUAUGUAUAUAUCCAAAGCUAUACAGUCUGUAAAUUUUUUUGUAAAAAAGUUUAGAGGCUACCCCUGUAAGAGCAAAUAUGAGUAUUCUAUUUUGUCAAUAAAAUGACUUUUGAUAAAUGA
Messenger RNA from Meleagris gallopavo (turkey), 1534 nucleotides. RefSeq names its product frizzled class receptor 8 (gene FZD8). NCBI's taxonomy places the organism in Eukaryota, Metazoa, Chordata, Aves, Galliformes, Phasianidae. Gene Ontology annotation, biological process: canonical Wnt signaling pathway; non-canonical Wnt signaling pathway. Gene Ontology annotation, cellular component: plasma membrane. Gene Ontology annotation, molecular function: Wnt receptor activity; Wnt-protein binding. The record is from RefSeq and is a predicted model, not a curated record.